Messenger RNA from Dentiscutata erythropus, 667 nucleotides. The record is from the annotation of a GenBank genome assembly. Lineage: Eukaryota; Fungi; Glomeromycota; Glomeromycetes; Diversisporales; Gigasporaceae.
UACUACACUUUCAUCUGUUUACUCUAAUUUUAGAAAAAUGAUAAAUAUAAUUCAAAAUAUUUCAUGCAAUUUUUCUGACAAAAUUCAAACUUGUAUUGAGGCAUGGUGGAAUUAUGUUUAUCAUAUAAUUAUGAUGGUUUCUUACAUGCUUGAUCUGCGAUUUUUAGAAGAAAGCAGAAUUUAUAAUAUAGAGGCUAUAGGAUAUAAUACAUUUACAACAUUUACAACUCAAAAAUUUAGACAAGAAAAGACUGUAGAAUUAUUCAUUGAAAUUGUUAAAUUUCGAAACAAAAGUUCUCCAUAUGAUGAUGAUAUUAUUUGGGAAUUCGCAGUUAAACUUAAUUCAGCAUUGUGGUGGAAAUCAUGGCCAGAUAGUAGUUUCAAACAACUAGCAAUCAAAGUUCUUAAAAUUCUAACUUUAUCUGCUACAGCUGAACAGAAUUUUUCUACAUUUGGUUUUAUUCACAUAAAUAACAAGACUAACAUUAGAAUUAAUAACAAGACAAGUCAAGAAAUUAAUCAAGAAAUUUAUAACAAAGAUCAAGAAGUAGAAGAUAUAAUUUAUGAAGAAGGAUUUUGUGAAAGUAUUGAAGAAAUUGAACAAAUUUAUUCAUCUGAUAUUGAUAAUACUUCAACGAUGGAAUUGGAAUUAUUAAAUAACUAUUGA